GCGGUCCCAGAGGCCGGGCUGAGACCACCUCGAGCCCGCGCUCCCGCCCUGCUCAUGUCGCGGGGAUAAAUGCGGGUCCGCUCCGGUGGCCUCGGCCAAGUCUGCUCUCCGGGCGCUUCGGGUAGUGGAGCUGGGCGCCUCCCCUGGGCGCUGCGUUCCAACAGGACUCGCUUCCCCCUCCCCGCCUCGCCAGGCCUGCGGCUGCGGAGCUUCUCGUCUGCGCCCACCCUGCCCCAAGAGCUAGCUGCUGAGCACCAGCCGUCUGGAAGGAUGUGGACGGCUCCGGUGCUGCUCUGGAUUGUGGGCAGCGCGUCACUCUGGGUCCCGGCACAGGCUGCUGUCUUUGCUAAGCUAGAAGAUAAUCCUGUGACAUCAGGUGCGACAGUUGCCAGGGGGACCCCAGGUAAAGAAGAUCUCAUUCCAACCACAAGUGGUUCUGAAGCACCUCGGCCAUCUCCUAGGCUGACAACUCAGGGGCCAGCAGGUGCAGAAAGUACAACAGGUCCUGGUGUGGAGGAUGUGUCAACCUUAGGAAGCUCAACCCAGAAUCACCAAAAAAGCCAGACAACCACAACCCCACCUAUGGCAACCAAUACCUCAACAGUGACUGUGACUGAAUCAACACAGACAGCAGUUCAUAAAGAUGGUUUGUCAACAGCGAGCCUGGCUGGAAUUGUCAUUGGGGUCUUAAUCACCAUUGGCUUCCUUGGUGGAGUCAUCUUUCUCUUUGUUUGGAAAAUGUCCAAAUGAUUCUUGUGCUAAAGUGUUGGAGAAUCAUGCCUCUGCCAACAUGUUUGGAAAGAGUUUGUGGCUACCCCCAUUCCCUGUCCCAAGUUCGUGGGAGAAGAUGACCCAUGGACUACUCACACACCCACUCAAAAAUCCAUGGCGAUUCCCCCACUUGCCAAAAGCAGCUGAAGGAAAGAUAAUUCAUAUGACUUGGUUCCUCUAAGCAUCUGCCUUUUGAAGAAAUUUUUAAAUAUAAAUUUUAUAGCUGAUGAUUUAAACACAAAGCACAUAGAAAAGGAGACAAAACUAUAAACUGAUUUGUCCCCAAGCCAGUAUCAUCUGAUCAAUGUUAGUGACUGUACUCGUGUCUUAAUCAUGUCUUCGUUCUGUUUUUGUUAAAAUGCAAUGGAAUCUGGAGAUGUUUAUAUCCAUGGAGACCGUGAUCCCAAGCUCCUUACAAACGUUUUGUAAUUGCUGAUCUGUUGAAGAGUACACAUUCCAGUCUGGUUUGGUCUAGUUUUUAAAGCCUGAUUGGGUAUGAACAGCAUGUAAGUUUGGAUAGCAGAUAAUAAGCAACUGCUUUUAGGGGGUGCAGAUAAGUCAUUUCAAAGGUAUACAUUUUAGAUCACAAACAGGAAGUCUAUCCUUUGAGGAAGGUACUUUGUUUCUGGCAAAAAUGUUACUAAGCAACCUCUAGGCCAGCAAUGACUAAUGACUCAAAUGAUGUGUUUCUACCUGCCCUCUCCUCUUCCCUCAACUAUUGGCAGCCAAAGUUAAGGGAUAGCUUUCUCACUCCCUGGUAAGGCAAAUCUACCAGGUUGACUCUUUGUCCUGGAAUAUGGAGAUGAAGGCCCCAGAUGCCCAGGAAGUUGCUGGAUGCUCCAUGGUGAUAGAAGGUCAAAUGUUCUAGAAACCAAGACCAAGCUUGAUCCCGAGGCAGAAAGAAACCCUAUCUAUGUGUGCUUUUGGCAGGGGAACUGCCUCAGAGGAAAAUAGGCAGACCAAAAAUAAUCCUGCACAAUGUUUUUAAAAAGUAGCUGGAUUUAAAGAUACGAUUUAAAAUUAAAGACAUUCUCAGUGUUUCUAACAUCCUGAGUCUUUCAAUGGGGUCAUGUUGAAGAGAUCAAAAUAAAGGAGUGCGAGGAGCCCAGUCUGUCCCAGCACAGUGCAGCAUGGUGCUUCUCUUCCCAUAGACACACUGACUUCUUUUUCCUACACAAAACGUUUUUAUGUGGACCAGAUGCUCUGUCAUGAUUGUGGUUGUGCAACCCCGAUAUCCUCUAAACUCAAGAGUUCAUAAAACAGGAAAAAGUAAAUGACCCGUCAGAAGCACAGCCCAUUCCUCCCCCCGAGUCUUUUCGCUCUCUCUUUUGGCAGUAAUCUGUGGAUGUUUUAAACAGGGCAUCCAUGAGUUCUCCAAAUCCAGCUGGCCCACCAGGUUCCACACUUCAAUCAGCAGAUUGAGAGAAGUGAAUUAAAGGAGCCAUGUGAAUUUAAAUAGCUUUUCCUUUCAUCAAGCAGAUUCCUGAAGAGGAGUUAGGAAUAAUGUGCAUUGCUUUUCUAUCCUUCUUUCUUUGCACCUCUCACUGUGAAAAGUAACAGUCCCACCCGAGUCACACACUGGACUUGUGCUUCCUGGGGCAGGGCUAUAGGUUUCUUGGUCACACUUUUGUUGGUGCUCAAUGCACUACAGAUAUAUUUUCAAAUAAAACAGAUGAUUGUACACAA
Molecule: messenger RNA, 2457 nt
Organism: Heterocephalus glaber (naked mole-rat)
Lineage: Eukaryota; Metazoa; Chordata; Mammalia; Rodentia; Bathyergidae
Gene: Pdpn
Product: podoplanin
Biological process (GO): cell adhesion; cell migration; signal transduction
Cellular component (GO): lamellipodium; basolateral plasma membrane; apical plasma membrane
Source: RefSeq, a predicted model, not a curated record